AUGCCUCAAACGCGACCUCAAGGAGUUCGAGGCGCACGAAUUCUUCGCUCCGGCAAGACAAUUCGACCUCUCGUUCCACGAUCCAACUCCCACAAAAUCACCUCACCUCUCCUGUUGUCGACUUCGAAGCGUUUGUCCAAAAGGGGAAGACAUGAACCGUCUCAACUGUUGGCGGACGCAUUUGAAGAAAUCAUGGCAGAAUCCCAAACGGCUCUGUCGUCUCAGACAAGCUCUUUCACCUCGGACAACUCAGCAGCAGAUUCUAGCAUCGUCGCCACCGUCCAUAAUGUGGCAGAUCCUGAUACCAGAGCGCGGAGCCCAGGGGACUUACCUUCUUUCGACUCUGAGGCCGUGGGACUUCCCUUCGAUGGACUCUGGGACCAUGACGCUGCCUACGACCGGAGAUAUUGUUACAGCCAUGGAGAGUACGAGUAUCUAUUGGAUACUAAGGAUCGGUGGAUGCGUCCAAAGGAUUUUGUCCCGGCUAACGCCGUGACUGGGUUGAAGGCUAAGGAGCUUGACGCCGAGAUCAAGUUGGAGAACCUCCACAGUAUGGCUCUGGUCGAUCUUCAAGAUCGGAUGUUGGCCUUAGACCCGCAUGCACGGAAGUGUCAAGCAGAGUGCGGAGGCGCCCUUUCUCAUGUGCAUGCUGUCAUCCAGAAAAAGGAACAGGCUGGUGUAGCGCUCUAUCGGAUCAAAUGGAAAACUUGCUGGACCCCGGAAAGCAAACUCAGUGAUGAAGCUUGGCUUCUGGGAUCCCUGCAAGCAAACAAAGACCCGCGUCGCCGGCGUAGCCUGCGACAGAGAGACAACUUGAAAGAGCAGGAGUAUCAUCAGAAUGUGAUGCGGGUCAAGAAGCUUCGUAAAGUCUAUUGA
Messenger RNA from Exophiala oligosperma, 876 nucleotides. RefSeq lists its product as uncharacterized. Lineage: Eukaryota; Fungi; Ascomycota; Eurotiomycetes; Chaetothyriales; Herpotrichiellaceae. The transcript is spliced from 2 exons. The coding region runs from base 1 to 876 and encodes 291 amino acids. The record is from RefSeq and is a predicted model, not a curated record.